CAUUGCCAAGGAAUAGCAAUAGAAGUGCAACAUGUUUCAUCUGCGCUGUUGGAUUGGUUCGGCUACAUUGCUCAUCUGUGCGCUUUUGCUCAACGCAACAGCAGGACGAAGUCUGUCUCGUCCAGUUCGUGAUACGGUGACAGAUGGCAUCGAAGUAGAGCUGUCCGCUUCGGGAGAGGACAUGCGGUCAGCUAUUCCAGUGAUCAGCGACAUUCAACGUGUGGAGAAAAUUGCCGAUCUGUUGAUUUCUAUCGGGGAACACGUAAUUCCUGCCUUGCUGGAUGGGUUGGCCGAACAGGUAACUGCUGCUAAUCCGGAACGAAGGCUUUUGCACCACAUCGACAAAGCAGUAGCGCCGGAUCAAACAUUAUAGCUGCGCAUAAACCGAAUGCCUUAAUGGUAAAAUGUAAAACGCUGGAAGAUAGUAGAUAAAUACAAACUAUCUAUUUAUUAGCACCAUC
Molecule: messenger RNA, 461 nt
Organism: Anopheles arabiensis
Lineage: Eukaryota; Metazoa; Arthropoda; Insecta; Diptera; Culicidae
Exons: 2
Coding region: 32-373 (113 amino acids)
Source: RefSeq, a predicted model, not a curated record